AUGAGUUCCCCAAACGCAUUUCGCUCGCAGCGCUUGUACUACCGGGCUGUAGAGGAUACAGACUUCGACAGACAAUGGUUCCACACGCAAAUCCAGUCUGACCCAGCGGUGUUUUCCUUGUUUGACCCGAGCGUGGUGCGACCUCAAACCAGAAGCCAGAGCGACUCCAAAUUGGCGGACAUUCAGAAAGGGCUACUUGGAGUUUUCAUUUGCCUUCCACCACAAAACACAACGACGCAGGACGCGGAUAUCCUGGAGAAGCUUACUCCGAUCGGCAUCCUUAACCUGGACGAUGUGGCUGGAGAGCGCUAUCGACAUCAUCAUAGACUGGUAGAGCUUCAGAUCUCAAUCGCACCUUCAUACCAGAACCAGGGAUACGGUAGCGAGGCAAUUCGCUGGGCCCUAGAUUGGGCAUUCGAGAGAGCUAACAUACACUCCGUUGGCCUGGGUUGCGUUGAGUACAAUGACCGCGGGAAGAGGUUGUACGAAAGACUCGGGUUCGUAAUGGAAGGACGUUGUCGCAAAUGUCACUUUCAUGAGCGCAAAUGGUGGGACAUAUUAUUAUACUCGAUGUUGGAGGGUGAAUGGGAGGCGUUGAAAAGCUAA
This is a messenger RNA of Neoarthrinium moseri, 606 nucleotides long. RefSeq lists its product as uncharacterized. Lineage: Eukaryota; Fungi; Ascomycota; Sordariomycetes; Amphisphaeriales; Apiosporaceae. The transcript has a single exon. Bases 1 to 606 code for a protein of 201 amino acids. Gene Ontology annotation, molecular function: acyltransferase activity, transferring groups other than amino-acyl groups. The record is from RefSeq and is a predicted model, not a curated record.